This is a messenger RNA of Zootermopsis nevadensis, 4913 nucleotides long. RefSeq names its product lachesin-like. The record is from RefSeq and is a predicted model, not a curated record. Gene Ontology annotation, cellular component: neuron projection. Lineage: Eukaryota; Metazoa; Arthropoda; Insecta; Blattodea; Termopsidae.
ACGCUUGUGAGGUGUAGAGGCUAUGUUCUGUGGUGGUGUGAGGGUGUAGUGCUGCUAUGGCGAGCGGCAGACGCCACGCCGGGGGACGUAAUGGACGAUACCUCACAGUCAGCGUCUUACAUCUAGUCACCAUCAUGUGUCAAGCCCUGACAGAUGGACCUCGCUUCAUUGAACCGAUCCCAAACGUGACGGUUGCCCUUGGUCGCGAUGCGUCGCUCCCCUGCGUUGUGGAGAACCUCGGCAGCUAUAAGGUAGCUUGGAUCCACAUAGAUCGACAGAUGAUCCUAACCAUACAUCGCCACGUGAUAGCACGCGUGCCUCGGUUCAGCGUGUCGCACGACAACCAGAAAACAUGGCUGCUGCACGUAACUGGUGUCCACCAGGAAGACCGUGGCUAUUACAUGUGUCAAGUGAACACCAACCCCAUGAUCAGCCAAGUGGGGUACCUGCAAGUUGUAGUGCCACCUAAUAUCCUCGACGCCAACAGCACGCAGUCGUCGGUGGCCGUUCGAGAAAACCAGAAUAUCACCCUCACUUGCAAGGCUGACGGCUUCCCCACACCGAAGUUGAUGUGGCGUAGAGAGGACGGUCAGGGAAUCAGCAUCGAACGCCGGAAGAAAGUGAACGUGUACAAUGGCGAGCAACUGAAUUUGACUCGUAUUAGCCGAACAGAGAUGGGCGCCUACCUGUGCAUUGCUACCAACGGAGUGCCCCCCUCCGUCAGCAAGAGGAUCAUUGUCGACGUGGAAUUCUCGCCGAUGAUAUGGGUGCCGAACCAACUGGUAGGGGCCCCUGCCGGUACCAACGUCACGAUCGACUGUCACACAGAAGCGUACCCUCGCGCCAUCAGUUACUGGGUCUACGAGAACGUGAUGAUUCUUCCGACAAGAAAAUACGACACAGAGACCACGGCGAACAGCUACAGAGCGCACAUGAAGUUGACUAUCCGGGAUCUGCGAGACAAGGACUUCGGCAAUUACAGGUGCAUAUCCAAGAACUCGCUGGGCGAGACAGAGGGCUCCAUCCGGCUUUACGAAAUUCCGAUGCCGUCGUCACCACCGAAGGCAACGGAGGUGCGUAGCAGCGGAGCAAAUAAAGAAGAGAAGCUUUUGCCACGGAACGCCACGAAGUCGCUCGCGGUGGAUGACCACACUAAACCCUCCUCUUCCUCGAGCUCCAGCGCCGAGAUGAAGCGCGAGAAUUCGGGGACCCCGGACCGCCUCACCCCACCCCCAGACCCCCAGGGGGGCUCAGGCUGCUCAACGGUGCUGAGGUGGUCGUCCCCGGGCAUCGUGCUGACCGGGCUCGUGAUGGCCCUCACAGGCCACUGAAAUGCUCAACCUUCGCUUCUUUACUGACCCCUCAAAAAGUGUUUUAUUGGGUCUCAUUCCUGCAGGUAAGAGAACAAAGUGUGCAGGUGGAACUCCGGCGGAACAAAGACGUUUGACGUCCUCACGGCGAUGAAGCCGUCGAUGCUGGUCUUCUGGAUCGUAACGCCGUAUGCCAACGUUUCGGAGAAACAUGCUGCCGCCAUCUUCAGGGCUGAAAUUGCCACCGAUUUUUCAGCCCUGACGAUGAAGACGGUAUGUUUCUCCGAAACGUUGGUAUUUACGUACAAAUCCACACUGCGUUGUUGUGCAGGAUACUAAUAGUUAAAAGUGAUUGGAAAUUUUAGAAAUAUUAUCUACUUUUUUUCAAAGUGAUGGAAAAUGUACGUUCUUCCGGUGCAUAAAAAUAUUCUGUAAAUUGUACUUUUUAAUGGCCGAAUUUGUUUUAACUUUUUUAAUAUUAUAUUUAACUACUCGACUGACAUCUGUCAGUGAUUUGAGUAUUCUUUCAUAGUUUUCAUACGUAUAUGAGCAGUUUGUGCUGUUGCUUACAUAAAUUCCGCCAUAGAAACAAUGCGGAGUAUUAAAAGUACGUAAAGAAUUUUGACCUCAGUAAUCACAGACCUCAGGAAUAUUCCAUUAUAAAAUAUUUACAUGCUUUUCAUUGGUCGCUUCUACAGGUUGGGUAAUUUCAUAUUCCCUUUUCGUUGCGCUGGUAUUAAAAUACGAAAUGUGUGUCUCUGGCCGCCUUAAUGGUAUGCAACUCUAAACUCUAUUCUGUAAGUUGAGUUAAAUUUAUCCAAGUAAGCUUUACGAACAAUUAAAUCUAAGUUUAUAAAUAUGACAUGUUCUUAAUCGACCUUUACGUAAUUCUAUUUGAGUCUAAAUAAUACGUUAGAUUUUAUUUUCUCCUUGAACUUUGUGGCCGAGUACUGUGGUUCUUAGUGGCAAGUCGUGUUUGUAUUGUUCCCUUAGGGCCGUUUAUAAAUACCCCGUGUUGCUACGUUACACAAACUGCAUUCUAUUUUCUUCGAAACAAAAGAGUUCAAAUCCAUUAAUGUUUACGCGAACCAUGUUUUAGGUUUUUAUUACAUUUCCCUGCGCAUUAUAUGUCCUCUGUUGGUAACGUAACCAAAUAGCUCGUCAGCCGUGAUUGGUUAAAUGGUUACACGUUUAAAAGACUGGAAAAAUAAUUAAUUAUCGAUAAUUUAAAAUGAACUUUCAAUCAUUUGAUGGUGAAAAAAGAUUUUCUAAUUCAGCUUUCUUCUAUUUCUAAAAUGCGGUGAUGUCCAAAUAAUGUUUGGAAAAAUAAACGUUGUCUACAGGAACACAGAAAAUAUUAAAAUUAUUGACUUCCACCAGUAAGAUAACAGCAUCAAGUUCUCUUAGUGCACUCAUGCAGAAAAGCAGACUUCAUCUCGUCAGCUUAGGCCGACCCACAGUGCGUAAGGUCGCUUCGCGGUUGUACUGUGUAGAAAACGCAAUAUAUUUACCAAAAAUUCCUGCAGUGACUUGUUACUGAGGUUAUUGUUCAUUUGUACGAGAUAAUGAACCCCUUAGUAACAAUGACAAUUGUAAAUGUAAAAAAAAAAAACCCGAACCAUAUUGGAAAUGUUUACGUCACCACAUUUUGCAAAUUGAUGCAAGAUGAAUUUUCCAGUUGUGUUGAAAACACGUACGAAUGCAAAAAUGUGUUUCAUUUGCCGAAUUAUCUAAAAACUCGCUUAAAAGUUGUGAAUUUCCUGUUCCCCUGAAUACUUUGUUCUCAAUUCGUAUAGAAAGGGGUGAGUUGAGAUUCCAAGGGGAUGUUAAUGAAGUGACUAGCCAGAAAACGAGAAACUUUGAAAAUAGUUUUGUCCAAAUAAGAAAGAGACUUUUGUUUCUUGUUUUCCGCAAGUUAUAUAAGUGUGAAAAGUUCAAGUAAUCCUAAGCUAAGAAGUUACGACAUACCAAGUACGACUUGGCAGUUUUUUUAAAAAAAAAAUCACACAACACCCAUUUCACAUUUUCGUGGUAACCUUUAACACCGUGAAGAGAUGAGUUCCAACAACAUCAUUCCAAUAAAUAAUUAAAGCCAAGCUCUUCUUAAAUGCAAGAAAGCUGUAUAGAAACCACUUAAAAUACCAAAACUCUUAUCUCUGGUGAUAUUACUUAGCCAUGAGUAAAAAUAUCUCGUUUCUUACGACAUUACAGUUUUAUUCCAGGGUUAAAAAUAUCCCAGUAUAAUCCGUUUAAAGUGAGAUAUUUAAGUUAUCUUAACUACGGUUAUCGUAUUGUUGUAACAACAUUUCACUGAAGUACAAAUAUACUAACAAUGUUGAUAAAUUAUACGUGGACGCAUUGUUGUGCUGAAAUUCGUACUUUCUUAUACGUUAAACCACUCUACUGCGAUUUACGAUGGCGACAACAAUUGUGAAAUUGUCAGGAUAUUAAACAUUCUACACUUUUUUAUAAUUAUUAGAGCAACUCGCUCCUUUCGGAGCGCUCUAUCUGGUCUGAUGUUUCAGUUCUUUACUUCGCUGUUCAGAGGUUAACUGUUCUUGGUCAGUCAACUUUCUACGUCCAACUCCACCCUUGCAAAUCGUCUUAAAAUCGAUCAUAAAGUCAGUUUUCGUAAUAAAUGUGACUGUUGGCAACAUUUUUUGGGCACAUUAUUGCAGUGCAUGGUGCCGAUACAAAACCGAGGUUCGACGGUCGCAGAUAAACUGAUGUUUUGGUUUUUCAUUAUGAUCACAGAUCUUGUUUGUGGUUUUAUUAACGACGCCCUUGGUUUGUACACGGCUUUCUUGAUCGCUUUCGCGCCAAACAACCCCACAAAUUUUCCAGCAAGAAUUGAUUCGUGACAGCGUAACAUGUUGUACUACGACUUUGUCAUGAAGUGACACUUCAGUGGGGAAACUUGUGUUAAAUCAGUGUUUUUUCUAUGUAAAUAGUGAAGAAGACAGACGAUCCUCUCGCUCAGGGUGAGGUGCUGGUGUAUAUAACAAACUGAAUUUUUUCUUCUUCAAAGUGCCAAAGACUAAAACAAUAAAAUUUAAGUUCUAGCCAUGCACAUGUAUUUAGUUUAACGAUGCACAGAUAUUUUCGGCCUUUGAACUAGAAACGCCGUGGGUCGUUAAGCCAUGUUUAUUUGUGAUGAAACCAGAGACGAACAAACAGUGUUGCACUCAGAAACGUUAUAGAAAAAUGGUGUGUAUUCAGUGUAAUAUAUUUGAACGCUUAAAAAGCUCAUCGACUCCUGAAUCAUCCCAGACUGUUGAAAAUCCCGCGUCGUUUGCUUGGAUAUUUGAUUAAUUUUAUUCGUAAUUGUUUGUUUCUUAAUUUUAAUUUUCAGGAAACUUUCUCUGUAUAUCUAGAGUAAUGAAAAAUAAUUACUUUAGUCUUAAUUGUUACUUUAUUGAUAUUUUGUCUCUCCCCCCCGUCUUGAAAGAUGUGUUUUUGAAGGGUAAUUACAGUUGACGCUGGAACCUGUUUACGAAAAUCGGUUACGAAGCGUAUUUUCUUGUGCGAUUUAACCACAAUAUAAGUGUUUCGUUAACAAUUUAAUGCCACACUAAUUAAUAAUAAACGGGCCAUUGCAUUUUA